GAAAUUUAAUUUCCCUUUCGUAAACGGCAAAAGACCCGACUCCCCACAAAGCGGAGGGGAGAGGAUCUGAGAAAGGAAAGUGGAUUCUAUACUCGAGUGACAUUGCAAAUCUUCCUCUGUACAGAGAGACCAAAUAGGGAAUUAAGGGAGAGGAGUUUGAGAUAGUUUGAAAUAUUUUGCAUGGAUCGACAUUUCCCGCCGGAGAACUCGUCGGCUUCGUCUCCGCCACCACCCCCUUCCUCAUCCAAUGGGAACUUCGACAGGGUUUUGUUCAAGAAUCUGGUGGAGAUGGUUCCUCUCGUCGAGUCCCUCAUGGAUCGAAGAUCGACCACUUCGUUUACUCGCCGUGCAUCUCUGAUCUACACGAAGACGCCCUCCAGGGACGCUAAUUCUAAGAAGAUGACUGAUGCCAAAGGAAGAAAACCAGUUCAUGCUGCCUCCACGAAAAAGCAAAUGGACCACGUGCACAACGCCAUUGACAAAUUCACUAGGAAAGAUAAUUUAGAUGCUUCUUCUGAUGAAUUUUCCAUUUUAGCAACAAGGUCAUCAAUAUCUGAAAAGGAAAGAGAAGAGUUAAUUCUGUUGCGAGAGCAGGUGGAAGAGCUGAAGCGGAAACUAAUGGAGAAAGAAGAAGAAUUGAAAUCUGCUGAAGAAUCAAUGAACCGCUUCAGCUUAGCAGUAACAGAGAUAGAUGAUUUAAAGCGCCAGAUAGAAGAAAAAGAUUCCUUAGUUAGAUCUGCUCAUUUGCAACUUAAUGAGGCAAAGAUCAAACUUGCAGACAAGCAAGCGGCUGUGGAGAAACUCGAAUGGGAAGCAAAAAAGUCAAGCAAGGAAGCUGAUGAGGUGAAGAAUGAGCUUGAUUAUUUGCAUAAUGAGAUUGCAAGGUUUAUGCGGAUAUUUGAGACAAGCAAAGAGAUUGUGUCAAACUCAGAAUUAAGGGAAGAAGAUGCUGCUCCUGGGGACAUUUCUCACGUUGAAGAUCAGUUUCAGUCCAAUGAAAUAUAUGAUCAACUGGAAAACAUAGAAAUUGCAAGAAAAGAAUAUCUUGCAGCAGUUGCUUCUGCCAAAGAGAACCCAGAUGAGGAAUCUCUAGCCAUUGCUUCCAAGUCAAGGUUACAUCUGCAAUCUCUUCUGGCUGGAGUUCAUGGAAUGGGUAUUGCCAAAAAUAGACACGCCAUCAAUGGGUUCAGCUCUCGAAAAGCCGAGCCCCUUGCUCUUUAACCUCCUUUGUUGUAGAGUAAACGAGUGUCUCCAACCAGAAUAAGCCUUUAGAGGAAGCCAUAGCAUAUGUCUGGAUGUCCAAUGCAUGCUUGAUAUGGUAAAUUAAUGGAAUGGUGUUCAAGAGGGCAGCAUUUUUCACGGUUUGGUAAAUCUUAAGUCCUGGUGUGAGGGUUGCACCAUCACGGUUGUAUAUGACUCUUAUGCCCUGUUCAUCCGAGGAAACAAUUUCUUGCUAUUUAAUCCCUGUAUCAUUCCAAUCUUA
Nymphaea colorata (pocket water lily) is the source of this 1483-nucleotide messenger RNA. Its product is annotated as protein MICROTUBULE BINDING PROTEIN 2C. The record is from RefSeq and is a predicted model, not a curated record. The transcript has 6 exons. Bases 181 to 1221 code for a protein of 346 amino acids. NCBI's taxonomy places the organism in Eukaryota, Viridiplantae, Streptophyta, Magnoliopsida, Nymphaeales, Nymphaeaceae. Gene Ontology annotation, molecular function: microtubule binding. Gene Ontology annotation, biological process: plasmodesmata-mediated intercellular transport.